AUGCAAUUCCACCUUAAUGGUUUCAAGAGCUCCGGCGAUCCUUUACAGGACCUUUACGAAGGCGACCAAGAACCAGACUUCCAAGCAUCUCUUCCGCAAGAAGUUGAUGUCCUCAUUGUCGGUGCUGGACCGGCAGGACAACUUCUCGGGACCCAACUAUCACGCUUUCCCAACAUCACAACCCGCAUCAUCGAGACGAAACCUGGUCGCCUUGUACAAGGACAGGCAGACGGUCUACAAUGCCGUACGAUCGAGAUCUUCGAAGCAUUUGGAUUCAGCGAAAGGGUAUUGAAGGAGGCGUAUUGGGUCAACGAGACCACUUUCUGGUCACCUACCGAGGAUGGUAUGGGCUUGAGGCGGACCGGGAGGAUACGAGAUACAGAGGAGGGGCUCAGUGAAUUCCCGCAUGUCAUCUUGAACCAAGCAAGACUACAUGAUCUAUGGCUGGAUUCGAUGAAAGGCAGUGCGACGAGAUUAGAGCCGAGCUACAGCAGGCAGAUGUUCCGCAUGACUAUACCGGAAUCUGGACCUGUAGAAGUGGAAGUUGAGAGGCUGGAUGAUGCACACAAGGGCCAGAAGGAGAAGAUACGAGCCAAGUAUGUCGUUGGCUGUGACGGCGCGCGAAGUGGUGUUCGGCGAGCUAUGGGCUAUGAGAUGAAGGGAGACUUUGCCAAUCAAGCAUGGGGUGUAAUGGAUGCACUGGUCGUAACGGACUUUCCAGAUGUUAGACUCAAGACCGCCAUCCAUUCGGCAGACGAAGGCAGUGUCCUGAUCAUCCCACGAGAAGGCGGGUAUCUGGCACGAUUUUAUAUCGAACUCGAUAAGCUGAAGCAGGACGAGCGGAUAGCGAGCAAGAACGUGACAGCAGAGGUCUUGAUUGACCGAGCGCAACGUAUAUUCAAGCCAUUCAAGUUUGAAGUACGGCACAUUGCAUACUGGUCUGUCUACGAGGUCGGGCAGCGUCUCACAGACCACUUCGACGACGUACCCGAAGCAGAACGUGAGCAGCGAAAUGCACGUGUCUUCAUUGCUGGAGACGCUUGCCAUACUCAUUCUGCAAAAGCAGGCCAAGGCAUGAAUGUGUCCAUGAACGAUGGAUAUAACCUUGGCUGGAAGCUCGCAGCAGUCCUCCAUGGCUUGGCAGAACCCAAGCUACUCUUCACCUAUACGGACGAGCGACAAGGUAUUGCCAAGCUCCUCAUCGAGUUCGACGGCAAGAUAAGCAAAUUGUUCGCUGCUAAACCGAAGAACAAGGCUGGGGAGGACGACAAAGAUGCCAUUGAUCCGGCUGUGUUUCAGGAGUAUUUUCAGCGACAGGGACGCUUCAUGGCCGGAGUCGAAACAAAGUACUCACCUGGUCUGUUGACUUCAGGCGAUACAACACAUCAAGACCUGGCCACUGGGUUCGAGAUCGGCACCCGCUUCCACUCAUGUCAAGUCCUUCGACUAGCGGAUGCAAAGCCGGUCCAGCUUGGUCAUGUAAUGGAUGCUGAUGGUCGAUGGCGAAUCGUGCUUUUCGGCGACAAGUCUGAGCCUACUUCUUCAGCAUCGCCACUUGCCAAGACGUGUGAACUUUUGUACAAGAAGCUCUUGCCCAAGUUUACACCAGCAAAAGCAGAUAUCGACAGUGUUAUCGACGUACGAGCAGUCCUGCAGCAGAGCCGAAUCACGAUCUCAAUCUCAGAUCUGCCGCAGAUUUUGCUGCCACAUAAGGGCGUUUUCGGUAUCCAAGACUAUGAGAAAGUAUUCACUGACGAAGAGAGUUAUGGCUCUGGAUUUGGCAAGAUCUACGAGAGUAGGGGUGUAAGCAAAGAGAAGGGAUGUCUGUUGGUCGUACGGCCAGACCAGUAUAUCUCGUCCGUGCUGCCGCUUGGUGAGGAAGCGCAUGCGCCGCUGGAGAACUUCUUCGGUGGCUUCAUGAAAGAUCAAUGGAGCAGCAACGGAACGAAUGGUCAUGCAUGA
Molecule: messenger RNA, 1962 nt
Organism: Recurvomyces mirabilis
Lineage: Eukaryota; Fungi; Ascomycota; Dothideomycetes; Mycosphaerellales; Teratosphaeriaceae
Exons: 1
Coding region: 1-1962 (653 amino acids)
Molecular function (GO): FAD binding; oxidoreductase activity
Source: RefSeq, a predicted model, not a curated record